Molecule: messenger RNA, 453 nt
Organism: Ostertagia ostertagi
Lineage: Eukaryota; Metazoa; Nematoda; Chromadorea; Rhabditida; Trichostrongylidae
Source: the annotation of a GenBank genome assembly
AUGUCGAAUUCGAACCUGGAACCAUUACCCUUUAGAAGGGCAUUCGGAGGACCAGGCACGAGCACUAAUUCAGGCAGUCGCACUCUAGCUGAUUUGGCAGCUGCUGUGUCAGCUCCAACAGAUGAGGAUGCUUUUGUAGAUGUAACAGGUCUCGCUAAAGUGAGGCAAAUCGUAACGGGUGCGUGCCGAAAAUGCGGCUACCCUGGGCAUCUUCCAUUUCAGUGUCGGAACUACAUUCAAUUAAAACCUGGCCAGUCGACUGUCAUUGAUGUAAGCUCAACCAGCAGCGAAAGCGACGCAGAAACACCUCUCGGUAAAGUAUUUUACCCGAAUCAUGAUAGUUCUGACGACGAAAACGACCGCCAUAGCAGAAAGAAAUCCAGGAAAAGAAGGAGGCACUCAAGUAGUUCCUCUGAGGAUGAUAAAAAAUCGAAGAAGAAGAAAAAGCAUUAA